UCGGUGUUUAAAUACCGAGACUGUCUGCGUAGCAGCAUUCACAAGACAAACAUCGCUUCAUCUCACCAGAAGAGUCUCUGAUCACCGAACAACAUGAGCAGAUCUACAGAAUGGGUUCCUUCCUUGUGGAGGGAGACCUUUGAUGAAUUGCUGGACGACGACAAUGAGCUGGACUACGGAGACCAGUGGACUCUCAACUUUAACUACAACCAGACAGACCAAGUCACCGCGGAGGAGAGAAAGAGAGGCUGGAAGGUCUACUGCCACUCCUCUGGCUAUGGACAUUUCCUGUGUGCAUCUUGCAGCAAGAGCUGGUCUUCAGCAAAGGUGACGUUGUUGUUCCGUUACCGGCUGCGAGGUGACAGGGGGUCAGUGAUCAUGAGGCCCUUUGGACAGGCCUGUCGCAGUUGCAACGACAAAAGUUUUGAACAACCUGGUUUUUCCAAGGAAGAGGUGGAAAAUGCCUUACUCAGAUUGUGUGCCAAAAUCCGGAAGAAUUGCUACGGAGAGGACGACGACGAUCAUGGUGUCGGUUCAGGAAACCGCUCGGAUAAUAGAAAACCACAUGAGAAGGCCUUGUGUCAGGCCUGCAGUCAGGGCAUCUGCGGUCAGAGCAACUGCCCUCAGGAUGAUGAUUAGAUGUGUGUGUGUGUGUGUGUGUGUGUGUGUGUGUGUGUGUGUGAGACAGAUGUAGAUAGAGACAGAUAGUGACUGACUGGCAGGUUGUGUGCAGAUGUACCUUUGCCAUUUGUAUGAUCCCAUUUUCCUAUUUUGAAGUUGUCUAAUUUUGUUGUUAUGUUGAUGUUGUGUUAUGAUUUCUUUUGUACCAUCAACACCAAUAAUAAAAGUUUCCUUUUUUAGUAUCAGCACCAAUAAUACCAUUGUUCCAGUAAAUAUGUUAAAGGUUUUGCAUUUUUGUCACUUUUAAUAAAGUCUUAAGUUUUUGUUUCAA
This is a messenger RNA of Anarrhichthys ocellatus (wolf-eel), 952 nucleotides long. RefSeq names its product receptor-transporting protein 4-like. Gene Ontology annotation, molecular function: olfactory receptor binding. NCBI's taxonomy places the organism in Eukaryota, Metazoa, Chordata, Actinopteri, Perciformes, Anarhichadidae. The transcript is spliced from 3 exons. The record is from RefSeq and is a predicted model, not a curated record. The coding region runs from base 94 to 639 and encodes 181 amino acids. Gene Ontology annotation, biological process: protein insertion into membrane; protein targeting to membrane.